AUGGAGUGCGUUAAGGUACGAUCGUCAAAGAGAGUGUCAAAGAAGUGCAAGAGGCAUGCCGAAGACAAGGAUAACAAACUCAAACACCACGAGUGUGACACGGAGCAUAUGGACGACGAUUCUUCAUCCACACUCUCCGACUUGGAGGCAAGCCUGGAUUCUUUGUACGAGAAGCGAUCGAGCACCCGAGAGGCCGGCUUGAAGGGCAUGAUUGACGCUUUGGGGGCGAGGGUGAUGACCCACUUCGUCGACGACAAGUAUGAAACGUUGACUCAUCAAAUCCUAUCGUCAAUCAAGCAGAGUUCUUCGACAGAGGCUGUUCUUGCGGGGCGUGCUCUGGCCAUGGUUUCCAUCACCGCGGGAGCAGGGAAAGUGGCCGAGCACGUAUUCGAGGCUAGCUUCCCUCAUCUCUCCAGGAGUUCCAAGCUUGGACGCGAUUCUGCCGCGAGGGUUUCAGCGAUUGAGGCUCUCGGGAUGUUAACUUUCGUUGGUGGCGUUGAGGCGUCCACAGAAAACGCAAUGGAGGUCCUGUGGCAAAUUGUCAUCCACAAAGGCAGUGCUCACGCAGAUCAAACUCUUGGUACGAGCAAACCCCCACCUCCAGUCAAGGCGGCCGCCAUCACGGCUUGGAGUUUGCUGCUUUCUACGUUGAGCUCCAAGAGAGUCAUGGCCCUCCAGCUCUCGAGUGUCGUGGGAGCUCUGUCCUCGUUGCUCGAGGAUCCAGAUCUAGGUGUUCGCAAGGCUGCCGGGGAAGCCAUUGCUCUUCUCUGCGAACUUGGCGAUAUCCACCUCUUGCAGCAAGCUCUUGGCGAAGGUGAAACAACGAAGACGAUGGCGAUGGAGCUGCAGGUGGUGGAUCAGAUGAAAGCGCUGGCUGCCUCUUCCAGCCGGAAGGGCCAGACAAAGAAAGAAAGAUCCGAGCAGAGAAGCAGCUUCAGGGACAUGGUGGCGAUUCUCGAAGGUGGUGCAUGUCACGAGACUUGUCUCAAGCUCAAGCAUGGUGACUCGCUCAAGAUCAGUACGUGGAGCCAAACCGUGCAGCUCAAUGCCUUCCGGAGGCUCCUGGGCGAAGGCUUUCAGAGGCACUUGCAAGAAAACAAUCUCCUGCACGAAGUGUUCAACUUUGUUCCAAGUGAUGCCGUGGUUUACAAGGGGACAACAAAACAGCAAAAGCACCAUAACUGCAUAGUGAGUAAAAUGAAGACUCAACUCAUGAACCAAAGAAGAUGUGCCCUUGAGGCCAGUCAGUCGUUAGUGGUGGAGGAGGCAAGCACGAUGAAGGUUCUGUGGCAGAUUGUCAUCAGUGCUCACGUAGAUCAAACUCUUGGUACGAGCAAACCCCAUCACAGCUUGGAAUUUGCUGCUUUCUACGCUGAGCUCCAAGAGAGUCAUGGGCCUCCAGGUCUGGAGUGUCUUGGGAGCUUUGUCCUCGUGCUUAACGCCUUCUGA
Messenger RNA from Selaginella moellendorffii, 1449 nucleotides. RefSeq names its product interferon-related developmental regulator 1. The transcript has 2 exons. NCBI's taxonomy places the organism in Eukaryota, Viridiplantae, Streptophyta, Lycopodiopsida, Selaginellales, Selaginellaceae. Bases 1 to 1449 code for a protein of 482 amino acids. The record is from RefSeq and is a predicted model, not a curated record.